AUGACCGCAGCACUGCCGUUGACACGAGGGGCAUUAAUCAUCCAAGGCCCCAACACUCUCCGCUGGUUGACCAGUGUCGCCAUUCCGGAAAUCACGGCAGACGAGAUACUGGUACAAACCAAGGCCGUGGCACUGAACCCAUCCGAUUGGAAAAUGGUCGCUAAUGCAACAGUGACGCCAGGUCCAAUCAGUGGUGGUGAUUUUGCCGGCGUCGUCGUCAAGAGAGGAAAUGAUGUUGGCGGAAUUGAAGUCGGAGACCGUGUCUUUGCCUACGUUUUUGGGGCCAACCCAGCCCAUCCCUCCCACGGCGCAUUUGCAGAAUAUGUGGCCACCUGCCCAGACCUGUGCUUUCGAAUGCCGCCGUUCAUGAGCUUUGAAACGGGCGCUUCCCUCGGAUUAGGGUUGAUGACGGUGGGCUUGGUGUUCAAAUCCUUCGGGUUACGCCCCUUUGAGCCACCGAGCCCUAAUUCGCGGACGAAGCCGUACGUCCUUGUCUACGGAGGCUCGACGGCCACGGGAACUUUAGCGAUUCAGCUGUUCAAGCAUCAUGGCUUUGUUCCCGUCAGCACCUGCUCGCCGAGAAAUUUCGAACUGGUGCAGAGACUGGGGGCGGAGGCUGUUUUUGACUAUGCGUCUCCCACAUGCAAAGAGGAUAUUCGCGCAUACACCAAGGGGGAACUAGAGUAUGCGAUGGACGCCAUCGCCGAUUCUCGGGCGACGACGAUCUGUUACGGUGCCAUCGGCGAAUCUGGGGGUCGGUACACAGCCCUGGAGUCAUAUCCGGAGAGAUUGAGGGGUCGCAGGAAGAAGGUCAAGCCAGACUGGGUCCUCUGUCCCACCAUCUUCGGCGAACGGAUCGACCUGGCCGGAUCUUACCAGCGCGUGGCCCAACCGGAGGAUCGCGAAUUUGCCAUUCGCUGGGCAGCCCACUGUACGGCUCUUCUGGAGACGGGGAAAUUGCAGGCUCAUCCAAUCCAGGUGCAGCCGGGGGGUCUACAAAGAGUCGCUAACGGCUUAGACCUUCUCCGGAAAAAGCAGGUCUCGGGGAAGAAGCUUGUCUAUCCGCUGUCAUGA
This is a messenger RNA of Aspergillus steynii IBT 23096, 1074 nucleotides long. Its product is annotated as zinc-binding alcohol dehydrogenase family protein. The record is from RefSeq and is a predicted model, not a curated record. Bases 1 to 1074 code for a protein of 357 amino acids. The transcript has a single exon. NCBI's taxonomy places the organism in Eukaryota, Fungi, Ascomycota, Eurotiomycetes, Eurotiales, Aspergillaceae. Gene Ontology annotation, molecular function: oxidoreductase activity, acting on NAD(P)H.